AUGAUCAAUUACAUGCACAAAUAUUUUUCAUGACAUACUGCGAAUAACGUGUUCUGCAAACAAUGGUUUUCCCCGAGCUCCAACCCUUCCGGUUUUAAUCUCGCUCAGAAUUUUAUUUUGGUCGGUCUCCAAAAAAAGGAAUAGAAAUUUCUACUGCUAGCAUCACAACGUUUUAUUUUACAGGGGAAGUGCAAGAUGUCAAAAGUCCAUCAUGCAUUGCUUGCAUAUGGAAAACCGUGGGCUGCCAGGACGAGACUGAAUCUACCUUUGAGGCAAUAUACAAAGGUUCGCUCGCAACACACAGAUGCAACAUCACAUCAGAACCUGCCGCAGAAGGGUCGGAAACGAAUCACUCUUCUAGUCUUUGGUAUCUGUGCUAGUGGGUGUGGGGCCUACUACUACUCCCUCACUCCAAGAGAAAAGCGUCUAGUUCAGGUGGGAGUAGGUGGGAUUGGACGCUUCCUCAGAACAACUAGAAUAGGAUUACAAAUUUCCCUUGAUUAUUAUUGGUCAUUGUUGGGCCUUGAAGAUGGGACUGAGAAAUAUGAAUUAGCCAUGAGCGCAGCUCAUCAACGUGCUGCUCAGAGCAUUUUGCACGGCUGUAUGAAAAAUGGUGGACUUUACAUAAAGGCUGGUCAAGGUUUGGUGUCUUUGAAUCAUAUUCUGCCACCAGAAUAUUUGGAAACUUUAAAGGUACUGCAAGAUCAAUGUUUGAAAAGAAAGAGCAAUGAGAUAAAUGACCUUUUCCAAGAAGAAUAUGGCCAGAGUCCUGAUGAAGUAUUCUCGUCAUUUGAUUCAGAACCGAUUGCAGCGGCCAGUUUAGCUCAGGUUUUUAAAGCAGAAACCAAAGAUGGGCGAAAGGUUGCUGUAAAAGCUCAAUACAUAGACCUUCAAGAUAGAUUUUCAGGAGAUUUGGCAACAGUUGAUCUUCUCCUUGCAUUCUCUGCAUGGUUACAUCCUAAAUUCAAUUUUCACUGGGUUUUAGAGGAAAUUAAAGAAACAUUGGAACAAGAAUUAGACUUUAUUAAUGAAGGUAAAAAUGCUGAAAGGUGCUCUAAGGAAUUAAAGAAGUUUUCAUAUAUAUAUGUGCCAAAAGUUGACUGGGACUUGACUACCAAGAGAAUUCUUGUAACUGAAUUUAUUGAUGGAAUUAAAGUUAGUGAUGUCAAAACACUAACUGAAGAAGGGUUUUCUUUACCUGAUAUUGACCGAAAGCUCAUAACAGCCUUUGCUGAGCAAAUAUUCCACACUGGGUUCAUCCAUGCCGAUCCUCACCCAGGAAAUGUUCUUGUGAGGUGGUCCAAAAAUAAGAAAGCAGAGCUAGUUUUGUUAGAUCACGGACUUUAUGAAAAGCUUCCGGCUGAUGUUCGAACAAAUCUUUCUCAUUUAUGGAAAGCUAUUGUUCUUAGUAACCAUAGGGACAUGAGGAAAUAUUCUCAUGAACUAGGUGUCCAUGAAGAUUAUCGUCUAUUCUGCAUGGUGUUGUCACAGCAUUUUGUGAAACCAGAAGGGGAGGAAGAAUACGAAUCUUUUAAGUUUAUGAAAAAGUUUAAAAGUCACCACAGUGCCAUAAAAGCCCUAGAAAAUAUGGAAGAAGAUGAAAAAAAAAAAGUGUUGGAUGCUAUGGAGCGAGUCCAUGGUGCUGCAUUGGGCGUAUUUAAUUCCUUUCCUCCUCGUCUAAUUUUUACACUUAGGAACAUCAAUACUAUUAGAGCUAUCACGAAGGACCAUGGUGACCCAGUUGAUCGCUACACUAUAAUGGCAAGAAGUGCAACUAAAGGGGCAUUUGCGGGCCAAGGCAUCAUUGGAAAUUUAAAAGCACUGAAGGAUCGCACAUACUUUGAAGCUUGUUUAUGGUUGGAAUUGUUGUGGAAAAUGUUGUUGAUGUGGAUGUUAAACAUGGAAAUCAAAGAAUAUGUUCGUGAAAAUAGUCACUCACCUACUGUAUGUAUUGUUUGCUCGCCUUAGAAGUACUGUACAAAUUCAUAAUCUAUCUAUUAUAAUGGUCAGAUUGGUUUAAAUAUAGACUUCUGCGCAUUUAUGUGUCUAUCUUACAAGUCUUUGGAAAAGGAAACAAUAUGGCUGCCUUAUCAAGAAUGAUACACUAAAAUCAUGUUAAUGUAAAAAGAACACCUCAGGGUUUCUAUAUUCCUUUUCUGCUAUACUAUUACUUUAAUCUAAUCUUUUUUUUUUUUAUAGCUACUGAGGCCUUCUUGAAGUCCCUACAAUUCCCUGCUUAAUGUCAUUUAGCAUUCACUUUCCUAAACUCUGAAAAGGAAAACACAUUGUGGGUUCUUGUGCCCUGCUCUCUGUGAUUUUUUUUUUAAUAGUAUUAUAUAUUAUCAUUUAUCAAGAUAGAUAUAAAUGUACCCUAUAUUUUGCUACAUGUUUCACUCAACCUUGUCAGUCAGAUGUCAAAGUAUUUUUCAUGAAAUCUAAUCAAUUUUAUUAUUAUUGAAAUCCCAAAUAUGAAGUUGCAUGCAAUAGCAAUAAUUUACAAUGAAUGAUGGUGUGAUGCUUUUUCUAAAUAUAGCUUUGUACCCUACUCUUUUAUUUUUUGGUUUCAUUUAUUGAGAUGAAAGCGACUGUUGCUGGUGUUGCUGGUCAAUGCCCAUGUUACAUCAGUUUUAUUUUUGAAUAAAGUGUUUUGCACAGAAA
Molecule: messenger RNA, 2658 nt
Organism: Frankliniella occidentalis (western flower thrips)
Lineage: Eukaryota; Metazoa; Arthropoda; Insecta; Thysanoptera; Thripidae
Gene: Adck5
Exons: 12
Coding region: 196-1968 (590 amino acids)
Source: RefSeq, a predicted model, not a curated record